AUGUCGAGUGGGUUCGUUACGUCUGAUGAAUUGGAAGAACAGCGGCGGAAGCGACAAGAAGAAUGGGAAAGGGUGCGAAAACCUGACGAUCCUAUAGAAGCCCCGGAACCUGAAGUUUGUAACAAAUCUUUAUACGAACAACUCAGGGAUAAUAGGGAGGCCAAACAAGCUGAAAUUGACGAAGCUAAAAAGUUCAAAAAUAUGCUACGAGGUAUAGAUGAAGAUGAAAGCGAUUUCUUGGCUCGAGUCAAUGAAAUUAAGUCGGAAGAGUUACGGAAAGCGAAAAAAGAAGAAGAGGAAGCCAUCAGAGAAGCCGCUCUUGCUAGGAGUAAACAAAACCUCAUUGAACCACCAACGAUAUCUCAACUAAAAGUAUUACCUAAGGAUGAUAAGCCUCAAAAGUCCAAACAAGCAGCUAUAUUGUCUUCUGCUAUUAAACGGAAGUCAGCGAAUGACAAUGGUGAAAAUUCUGCUGAAAAAGUUAAACGUACCGAAGAUGUUGCGAACAGCACUCAACCACCUCAACCUGCAAUGUCAGCAAUGAGGGUUGUCGGGUCUAUACCGGGUAUUGGCAGUUACGACGCUUCCAGGUAA
This is a messenger RNA of Cooperia oncophora, 594 nucleotides long. NCBI's taxonomy places the organism in Eukaryota, Metazoa, Nematoda, Chromadorea, Rhabditida, Trichostrongylidae. The record is from the annotation of a GenBank genome assembly.